Messenger RNA from Coprinopsis cinerea okayama7#130, 522 nucleotides. RefSeq names its product other/FunK1 protein kinase. Bases 1 to 522 code for a protein of 173 amino acids. Lineage: Eukaryota; Fungi; Basidiomycota; Agaricomycetes; Agaricales; Psathyrellaceae. The transcript has a single exon. The record is from RefSeq and is a predicted model, not a curated record.
AUGAGAGUCAAGCAAGACCUCCCGAGAACAUUCGGCGAAACCUUCUUUCACCAUGAAGUCGACCACACAUUUGCGAUGGCACGCACACGGCUUCUUUCGUACCCCCUCUCCCACCUCCACAUGUUUAAGGAGUCCCUUCCUCCACCGCUGACCCCUUUCAUCAUCGCCUUCGAAUCCCUCCGCAAGCGCCUCUACCUCGGAUACACCUCUCGCAAUCGGGAUGGCACCCGAGCCGACAUUGCUAGCUACCCAUCUAUCAUCGGCGAGACCUUUGGCAAGUUCUUUGCCACUGUUGAGAAGACUCGACAAAGGUGGCAAUCGGUGGAGCUGAUAGUUGAGCGCGAGGAUCGCGGACUUCAAAAGUCCAGCGCAAAAAGCGAGACUGGUGAAACCGUGGCGCCUAUCCUGCGCAACGCUUAUCAUGAGCGAGUCUCGAGGAAGCGGAAGAAUGAAAUGACCGAUGACGCACAGCAGCGCCCUCGAAGGGCUCGUAGAAUUGGGGGUCCAGGAUCCCAGGGUUGA